UAUUUUUUUAUUUAAUCACGUUUGAAUCUUGACGUAGUAUUUUAAUAAUUGUGACCUUGUGUUGAAGCAUAGUAUCCUCUUAGAAUAAAACCGACUAGACUAGUUGUUUCCUUGUGUACACAACCACGCGAAACACCAUCAAAUACACAUUCAUUCACAUAGGUGUGAGAGGUUCCUUUCGUGGCAGAGGGGGUCGGCAAGCCUAUAGGCAGCAAGACAGCAAAAACAAUCGCAAGCGAGCCGCAUCGUCCUCUGACAAUUACAACCGGAACAAGAAACGUAAAAAAAUGGAUUGGAGAACAACGCUUGUGGUGCUUUCCCUAGCACUCUACGCUGACGGUUUCUCCAAAUACGGACGUACAUGCAAAGACAUUGGCUGUUUAAACAGCGAAGUGUGUGUACUGGCAGAGGACCCGUGCACCUUCGGCCGCUCAUCUAACUGUGGCACUUACCCCACCUGCAAGAAGAAGUCUAAAGUCGAAGGUUCACAUGCACUGCCAGAAGCCCCUCGUGUCACCACACCCAAGCCUUACGUGCCGCCUAGAGAUGACAGCGUGCCAAACUACCCUCCCCCCGCACCGCCUGGAGGCAAUUCGCCUUAUGGAAACAACUCUCCCUAUGGUGGAAACUCACCCUACGGAGGCAGUUCCCCCUACGGGGGAUCUAGUCAAGGUGGCUCCUCAUUUGGUGGCGGUUCCCCAUACGGUGGCAGCUCACCGUAUGGAGGAAAUUCGCCAUACGGAGGUAGCCCGAGCCCCGGUGGAGGUUCGCCAUACGGUGGAAGCUCGGGCCAUGGUGGCAGUUCGCCCUAUGGUGGUAGUUCUCCAUAUGGAGGCAGCUCGCCAUACGGCGGCUCGAAUAACAGAGGAGGCAGUCCAUACGGAGGCAAUUCCCCUUACGGGUCCAGCUCUGGAGGUCUCGGAGGUAGCAGCGGCAGCCCACUCGACAGCAUCCUCAGCACCAUCAACAAGUACGCCAACAGCGGCGGCGGCGGCGGCGCAGGCGGCGGCAAUUCCGGCCUGUCGGGCAUCCUCGGCGGACUAGUCAACUCCAUCUCCAAGAACGGAGGUUUGAACAGUUUCUUCAACACGAGACCCAUAAUGGAGAACCCUAAUUACUCCUCCUAUAGCUCGAAUUCGAGGAGUUCUAAUCUGCAAUAUUACCCUUCAGGUCAACCGAGCUAUCAGACGCCUGUUCAAAACAAAAACUAUGGGCAAAAUAAUGCGCACCACAGCGCGGCCACCACACACAGACCAGUGUCCUAUGGCUGGAAUGUUAGUGCAACUGUGAUGUUGACGUACCUGAUACACCAAUUCAUCCAGAGUAUUAUACGACAUUAACUCGAAUAUAUAUAUAACCUACCGAAAUGUUAAGUUAAAUGUUCAGAUUCUACUUUAAUAUAUAUUUUGAAUCUCUAGGUGCUGAAUUGCUAUUUCUCGCCGCCGUUUCUCGCCUAACUUAUGUGCUAAUCUAAGGCUGAAUUAUAAGAAUUUUUGGUCAUAAAUGUGAUAGCAAUGCAAUUUAUAAAAAGAUGUUUCAAAGAAAACUACACUCAAUGUCUUUAAAAUAGAACUUUAUUCAGUUCGUCCCAAAAUAUAAGACUAGACCCGUUUAUUAUACAGGAUUAUUCCCAUACGCUUCAUAAUUUAUUUUUACCCCAAGUUUCAGAAGUGGGUAGGUACAUGAAAUGUAUGAAAAUUAAAAUUACAAAUUUAAUUUCAUAUAUAUUAUAAAUAUUACCCAAGUUUUAGAAGUGGGGACAUGAAACGUAUGAGAAGUAAAUCAAAAUUUAUUUCACAGAUAUUUAGAUUACGAAAAUAGCAUCAAUGUUGAAAUAUUAUGUAAACAACCGAUUUAUAAAAAAUUGUAAAAUCAUUAUAAAUUGUUACACAAUUC
This is a messenger RNA of Amyelois transitella, 1896 nucleotides long. It is a transcript of the gene Mnr, whose product is annotated as loricrin. Bases 288 to 1340 code for a protein of 350 amino acids. NCBI's taxonomy places the organism in Eukaryota, Metazoa, Arthropoda, Insecta, Lepidoptera, Pyralidae. The transcript has 6 exons. The record is from RefSeq and is a predicted model, not a curated record.